Molecule: messenger RNA, 1292 nt
Organism: Neltuma alba
Lineage: Eukaryota; Viridiplantae; Streptophyta; Magnoliopsida; Fabales; Fabaceae
Product: MLO-like protein 1
Exons: 13
Coding region: 30-1292 (420 amino acids)
Biological process (GO): defense response
Cellular component (GO): membrane
Source: RefSeq, a predicted model, not a curated record
UAGAGAGAGAGAACUUGAGAGAGAAUAUAAUGGCUGGAGGUGGGGAAGCUACUGCCGACGUAUACACUCCUACAUGGGUUGUAGCCGUCGUUUACACUGUCAUUGUCGGCGUUUCAUAUGGUGUAGAACGUCUUCUUCAUCAUGCCGGAGAGCGCCUUAAGAAGGAGAAUAAGACGGCCCUCUACGAAGCUCUUCAGAAAAUCAAAGAAGAGUUGAUGCUGCUGGGUUUCAUAUCGCUGCUUCUGACGGUUUCAGAGAAAAGGAUCGUAAAAAUCUGCGUGUCGCCGGGGGUGACCGAUGAUAUGAUGCCUUGCUGGACGAAAUCUAAUCAUUCUGCAACUGUCAGUCAUCUUCCUGCUGCGGCGGCGCCACCAUCAUCUGGUGCCGAAAUCGAACAUUGUGCUGCUCAGAACAAGGUUCCCUUGAUAUCCCUUAAGGCCAUCCAUGACCUGCAUAUCUUCAUAUUCACUCUUGCUGUAGUCCAUGUGAUCUAUUGUGUUCUCACAGUUUUCAUUGGAAAACUCAAAAUACGACACUGGAGGCACUGGAAGGAUUCAAUUGCUGAAGCGGAUCAGAUAGAUCCGCAAGGAUGGAGCUCUCAUAAUCUGAUGACUUGGUUGCAUUGUUUUUGGAAGCAAUUUUGUGGGUCCGUAAAUGAAUCGGAUUAUGUGACAUUAAGAAGGGAGUUUAUGAAGAUUCGCGAGGCAAAUCCGAAGUUUAGAUUUCAUAAAUACAUGAUAGAAGCUCUUGAAGUUGAUUUUGUCUAUGUUUUUGGCAUAAGUUGGUACCUUUGGAUCUUUGUGGUUAUCUUCUUCUUAAUUAAUGUUAAUGGCUGGUACACAUAUUUUUGGAUAGCGUUUAUUCCACUCAUUCUUCUGCUAGCUGUGGGCACUAAGUUGGAGAAUGUACUUAUGCAAUUAGUUCAUGAACUAGCUGCAACGGAUGAUGCCAUUGAAGGCCAAUUGCAUGUUGUUCGACAAUCACGUUAUCACUUUUGGUUUCAUCGGCCUUCCUUUGUUCUCUCCUUGAUUCACUUCAUCCUUUUCAAGAACUCUUUUGAGAUUGCAUUCUUCUUCUGGAUAUGGGCUGCUUAUAGCUUUGACGCCUGCGUAAUGGGACAAUUUGGUUACAUUGUCUUCAGGCUUGUCAUCGGGGUUUUCAUUCAGGUCCUUUGCAGCUACAAUACGCUACCUCUCUAUGCACUCCUUACACAGAUGCGAAAACUCGACAGUGAGGAAACGUCUCAUAAGCCUCAGAAAGAGGGCCACGGUGAUGAUCGUCCUUCCCAAUAA